CCCAGGCCAGGCGGCUCCCGCACACACACCUCCAUUCAGCCCAGCCCCGCCCCUCGAGGGGGCCUCCGGGCUGGGAGGCUGGGCGGGCAGUGAGCUUGAUAAGACCUGGGCCCCGCUGGCCCCGCAACCGCGCCGCUGCUGGCCCCGCAACCGCGCCGCUGCUGCCCACGCCACCAGAACCAUGAGGGUGACCUGUGGCCCCAGCCCUGUGCUCUGUGGCUUGCUGCUGCUGCUCCAGGCCCCCCACACACUUGGUCUCGCCCCCCUGUCCAGAGGGCCCCUCUGCCGGACCCGGCCCACGGACCUGGUGUUCGUGGUGGACAGCUCACGCAGCGUGCGGCCCGUGGAGUUUGAGAAGGUGAAGGUGUUCCUGUCCCAGGUCAUCGAGUCGCUGGAUGUGGGGCCCAAUGCCACCCGCGUGGGCCUGGUCAACUACGCCAGCUCCGUGAAGCAGGAGUUCCCGCUGAGGGCACACAGCUCCAAGGCUGCGCUGCUGCAGGCGGUGCGCCGCAUCCAGCCGCUGUCCACGGGCACCAUGACGGGUCUGGCCAUCCACUUCGCCAUCACGAAGGCCUUAAGUGAUGCCGAGGGUGGUCGCCCCAGGUCCCCCGACAUCAGUAAGGUGGUCAUCGUGGUGACGGACGGGAGACCCCAGGACAGCGUGAGGGACGUGUCUGCACGGGCCCGGGCCAGCGGCAUUGAGCUGUUCGCCAUCGGCGUGGGCCGCGUGGACAAGGCCACGCUGCAGCAGAUCGCUAGCGAGCCGCAGGACGAGCACGUCGACUACGUGGAGAGCUACAGCGUCAUCGAGAAGCUGUCCAAGAAGUUCCAGGAGGCCUUCUGCUUGGUGUCAGAUCUGUGUGCCACGGGGGACCACGACUGUGAGCAGGUGUGCCUCAGCUCCCCGGGCUCCUACACCUGCGCCUGCCGUGAGGGGUUCACCCUGAACAGUGAUGGCAAGACCUGCAAUGUCUGCAGUGGUGGCGGUGGCAGUUUGGCUACUGACCUGGUCUUCCUCAUUGAUGGAUCCAAGAGUGUGCGGCCAGAGAACUUUGAGCUGGUGAAGAAGUUCAUCAACCAGAUCGUGGACACGUUGGAUGUGUCGGACAAGCUGGCCCAGGUGGGGCUGGUGCAGUACUCAAGCUCGGUGCGCCAGGAGUUCCCGCUGGGCCGCUUCCACACCAAGAAGGACAUCAAGGCCGCUGUGCGGAACAUGUCCUACAUGGAGAAGGGGACCAUGACCGGGGCUGCCCUCAAGUACCUCAUCGAUAAUUCCUUCACUGUGUCCAGCGGGGCUAGGCCUGGUGCCCAGAAGGUGGGCGUUGUCUUCACUGAUGGCCGGAGCCAGGACUACAUUAAUGAUGCUGCCAAGAAAGCCAAGGACCUUGGCUUUAAGAUGUUUGCUGUGGGUGUGGGCAACGCCGUGGAGGAUGAGCUGAGGGAAAUUGCCUCGGAGCCCGUGGCAGAGCACUAUUUUUACACGGCUGACUACAAGACCAUCAACCAGAUUGGCAAGAAGUUGCAGAAGAAAAUCUGUGUGGAGGAAGACCCGUGCGCCUGUGAGUCCAUCGUGAAAUUUCAGAGCAAAGUGGAGGGUCUGUUGCAGGCCCUGACCAGGAAGCUGGAAGCUGUGAGUAAGCGCCUGGCCAUCCUGGAGAACAGAAUCGUCUAAGGCCACCUGUCCCCCAUGGCCUCUCCAUCUCCUUGUCCCAAAUGCAGCUCACAGAGUCCUGCGUGUGUCCCCUAGAGCCUGGGUUUAGUCUAGUUUUGCCAUUUCAGCGAGGGAGGCUUGGGAGGGGCGGGGCCCUGGGAUGCCAGGGGGCCCCCCUCCCUCUCCCACUGCUGCUCUGCGAGCCUGGGGGGAGUGUGUUUGAGUGUGCAUGUUUGGGAGCGCGUGUGUGUGUGACUGAGGGCGGUGUGUGUCUGGGAGCAUGAGUGAGAACACAGGGGUGAGUGUGGGAGGAACUGCGUUUGCUUUUUUUUUUAAUCAAAAGCUUAAUAUAUUCCUAUUUUUUUAGUUCACCCUUUCCUGAUGGCAAGUGCUGUGAACCUCUUUUCUGAUUUCUCUAUUCCCUCUUGAAAAACCAGUAAAUGUGAUUUAACUUAAGCACUGAA
This is a messenger RNA of Sus scrofa (pig), 2115 nucleotides long. It is a transcript of the gene MATN1, whose product is annotated as matrilin 1. Lineage: Eukaryota; Metazoa; Chordata; Mammalia; Artiodactyla; Suidae. Gene Ontology annotation, molecular function: calcium ion binding. The record is from RefSeq and is a predicted model, not a curated record.